CGGUGUCCUUGCUGCGCCCUCCGUCCUGCUGGGGCGUCCCCCGGCCCGUUUGUACAUAUACGCCCAUGCCACGGUCGUCCCGUUCCUCUGCUCUCCCUCGCACCAUUGCCCUCCAUUAGGCCACUGUGGCCUGCAGCUUCUCUUGUGUGCUCCUCUGGCACCAUCACUGCUCAUCUCUCCAUAGCAACCUCAGUAGCUUCUCCAUAGUAGCUCAAGGAAACCACCUCCUAGCUUUCCGGCAGCAUCUCCCUGAGCUUUACUACGUUGUUUGAUGGAAGAGCCUACACGAGACACAAGCUAGCUCUGUCAUCAAUAAUCUCGCUCGCUCCAAGAAGAUCUUGCCUGCUUCCCUUUGCUGCGGCCUCGAUCGACCUGCCCAAACAUCUACACAUUCCUGGCUGUAAGAGAUGGUCUCAUGGCCGUGAGCUCACCUCGCCGGGCACUCCUCGCCGCCGUGCUCCUUGGCUUCCUCCUCGGCGCCGCGACCAGCAUCCGCACGGCGACGUUUUCCUCUUCUCAGAACCUGGCGGAGGACAAGUCGCGGCUGGGGUCGACGCCGCCGAGCUGCCGCAACCGGUGCAGCGCGUGCAACCCCUGCAUGCCCGUCCAGGUGACGACCGUGCCGGGGCUCGGCGGCGCGGUCCGCGUUACCGACGACACGGUGGCCGGCUUCUCGCGCUACUCCAACUACAAGCCGCUGGGGUGGAAAUGCCGCUGCGACGGCCACCUCUACGACCCCUAGCGUGCCGGUCAGCCGGUGUCGCUUCUCUUCUCCAUGGCGCCGCGCAAUUCGAGUGUCGGAGUGUGUACUCUGCUUCCUUUUCCGAUGGAGAUUCUGGUCUGGUCUCGGUUAGCUAGCUCAUCUGCUCCCCAGAUUCUUCUUCUCGGGCGUGUCGUCUGUUCUUGCCCAUAGCAGCUUGCUUCAUGAGCUUUCUCGCUCUAGAUCGAGCUUGUACUGCCUGUAGCCGUAGCCAUUUUUUUUUCGCUCUCCGCUGAAGCAAUUUACUCGCGUGUAAAGAGUGAUUGGGAGCAGUAAAAAUUCCAGCACUACAACUGCUA
Messenger RNA from Panicum virgatum (switchgrass), 1059 nucleotides. RefSeq names its product EPIDERMAL PATTERNING FACTOR-like protein 1. The record is from RefSeq and is a predicted model, not a curated record. Gene Ontology annotation, biological process: stomatal complex development; guard cell differentiation. NCBI's taxonomy places the organism in Eukaryota, Viridiplantae, Streptophyta, Magnoliopsida, Poales, Poaceae. Bases 416 to 742 code for a protein of 108 amino acids. The transcript is spliced from 2 exons.